AUGGCCUCUGAGAGGAAGGGAACUGAGAGGCGGCAUAACCCAGUGGAAAGCAUCUGUAGGAAAAUCAAAGCCAUCCAAAAGAGGGAAGAGCUUUCCAAUCAGAGUCAACAGAUUAUCAAGUACCAAUCCAGCAGUUUUGAUAGUCCACAGGCUAACACAAGGGAAGAUUUUGAAGGGAUACUGAAGAAAAUGGCUGCUGCUCACAUUCCUACACCCAACACUCACUUCUCAGCUCCUGAAAAAGAUGAUGCGCUCAUCUCAUCUCCCCAAACAGGGUCUCCGAGAACCCCGUCCGUCUCUCAGCUCAGCUCCCCUGAGAAUGCAACCUACCCCAUCCUCAAAAGUUCUGAAAACAUCUCAAGGCUGAGAUCACAGAGCUCCCAGAAUUACGUAUCGUUGGUAUCACAGACCAGAAAGCGGGAGUCCUUCUCUAACAAGGAUUUGAAUAACCAUGGGAGUGAAAAUCAUUUUAGUAUCUUAAGACUUGACUUUGAUUCCACCUCUGAUCAAAGCUCUGAAAUUUUUACUCCUCAGGAUUCAGUGGGGAAAAAUUGGUCUCUGAAUGAAGAUGGAUGGAAACUAGACACGGAUGAUGGCAUUAACAGGACCUGUGAAGAGUUCCUCACAAGCGUUUUUCAUGCAUGUGACACAAGCUGCAGAGGCUCAGUAAGAAUUGUCAAAAUAAUAGAUUACCUCAGACAAAUAACUAGUCAAGAUUCUAAAGACGGUGGCUUUGAGGAGCUAUGGAACAUGCUUGAUCCUGACAGGAGAGACCUGCAUGUGGAUCUGGAAACUUUCCACGCCAUCAUGAAAGAAUGGAUGGCUUGCUUUAAGAUGAUCAGAAAUAUAACAGAGUCUGCAUCAGGGAACUUCGAGGCUUUGAGCGGAGACGUGUCUAGAGGAAUCUUAGAGGUGUCUGACUUGAUUACCUAUGUAGAAGAGCUGCAUUCCAACAAGCAGAAACUGGAAGAGGAAAAUAAUCAGCUCAAGUUGGCAUUGGAAACCUUGGAAGAAGCUAACAGCCGGUUAUCGGAGGACUGUACUGAACUGCGCCUACAGAUAAAAAGUGCCCACCAGGCUAUUAUGAGAACAAAUCUGUUACAAGAAGAACUAGAGGAACUGAAAACUAGUAUGAGUGCUUCAGAAGAGCAGAAGACCACAAUUGUAGCCCAGAACAAACAAUUAGAGGCAGAAAACCGGGCUCUGAUUCUUAAGAUUCGGAUUCUCCAAGAGGAGAAUACCAAGAAUGUUAUGGAUAUAUAUGCAUUGGAAAAGAAUAUUGAGGAAUUGUCUAAAACUGAGACAGAGCACCAAAUGGAGUUACACAUGUAUGAGAACACUUUGCUCAAUAAAGAUGCAAGUUUGCAGAAGAAGGAUUUAAGUAUAGAAGAACUUAAGUCAACCAUCAUAGAAUAUGGAAGCAUUAUAGAGAAUUUACGAGGGGAAAAAACCAAACUGGCUCAUGAGUUACAGCACUUGCAACAGGAACUCAUCAUGAAUGGGAUCCAAUUGAAUGUUAGUGAAGAACAUAAGAGUAUCGUCUCCAAAGGAGAAAAGUCUUUACGCUGUGAACUCAUUCUUGCUCAGUCUGCAGAGAACACUGAAACUGAGCAGCAGUGCAGUUUAAUCAGCUUGUCAUCUCUGGACACAAUGAUGGACCAAGAACUGCUGCUGUCACUGAGAGAACUUGAGCAGAAGGGAGUGGGAUUCACAGCUACUCUCCAGAAGCUGCAUGAAGACAGUUCUGAAGUGGAAGCCCUCAUUGACAGUCCUCUCCAGUGGGUAACUAGUCCAGACAUUACUGUGAAAGAAAAGUGGGAGAACAUGCUUACUGAAUUCAAAUAUACCAUGGAAGAGAAACUAAAUUUUUGCGUAUUAAUGCUGAAGAGCUUGGGAAACCACAAAGAAUCUCUUGAUAAAGAGUUUGUCAAGUUGAUAGAGAUUUUGAAGAGAUUCGGGCUGGAAUAUUUUUAUUUCGGAAAAGAAUAUCUUUCCAGGCAGAAACAACUAGAAGCCAUUAAACAACUGCAAGAAGAUGCUGUCAACCAGGAAGCCAUCCUCAGGAAGAAGGUCCAAGAAGCCAGUCAACGGCUAGAGGAUGCAGAGGAGCAGGUAGGGCGGCCUUUGACUAUAUUCUAUUUAGGGGAAGCCUCCUCAGAUGUCCUUAAAACCAUGAGAUAAAAAUGGAGAAGGAACAACAACAGAAAGAA
Myotis lucifugus (little brown bat) is the source of this 2210-nucleotide messenger RNA. Its product is annotated as lymphoid-restricted membrane protein. NCBI's taxonomy places the organism in Eukaryota, Metazoa, Chordata, Mammalia, Chiroptera, Vespertilionidae. Gene Ontology annotation, cellular component: endoplasmic reticulum membrane. The transcript has 16 exons. Bases 1 to 2181 code for a protein of 726 amino acids. The record is from RefSeq and is a predicted model, not a curated record.